Asparagus officinalis (garden asparagus) is the source of this 1507-nucleotide messenger RNA. Its product is annotated as GDSL esterase/lipase At5g33370-like. The record is from RefSeq and is a predicted model, not a curated record. NCBI's taxonomy places the organism in Eukaryota, Viridiplantae, Streptophyta, Magnoliopsida, Asparagales, Asparagaceae. The transcript has 5 exons. Gene Ontology annotation, molecular function: hydrolase activity, acting on ester bonds. The coding region runs from base 196 to 1293 and encodes 365 amino acids.
AAUUACACUGUUGAAAUAUUGCAUCACUUCAGUGGUCCCUUUUGAUAUCCAUGAGCUUGAUGAAUAGGCGGAGUUAUAUAUGAUCAAAGAUAUAUGUGAUGACCUUUGUAUAAACCCUCACUCCACCGUACCCCUUAGAAACUUCUCACUGCCGCAGUGUGUUCAUAGUUUUCAUUUCUCGUUCCCAAUACCACAAUGCAUCUUCAACUCGCUUGGUUCCUCCUCUUCGACAUCAUCAUCGGGCUUCUGGCGUUCGGAGAUCUCUCCGAAGCAGCGCGAGCCUUCUUCGUGUUCGGGGACUCUUUGGUCGACAACGGUAACAACAAUUACUUGGUGACCAGCGCCCGGGCAGACGCGCCACCCUACGGGGUCGAUUACCCGACCCAUCGGCCCACGGGUCGAUUCUCCAACGGGCUUAACAUCCCUGACAUUAUAAGUGAGCAUCUCGGAGCUGAAUCCACAUUGCCCUACCUGAGCCCAGAGCUCAGAGGGGAUAAACUACUUGUCGGUGCUAACUUCGCUUCGGCUGGAAUUGGAAUUCUCAACGACACCGGAAUCCAAUUUAUAAAUAUUAUAAGAAUUAGCGAGCAAUUGGAGUAUUUCCAGCAGUAUCAACAGAGGCUGAGCUCUUUGAUCGGACCAGACCAAGCCACGAGGCUGGUGAACGAUGCGCUCGUGCUGAUCACCCUCGGAGGCAACGAUUUUGUGAACAACUACUAUUUGCUGCCAUUUUCUGCCAGAUCUCGCGAGUUCUCGCUUCCAGAUUAUGUUCGGUACUUAACAUCCGAAUACAAGAAAAUACUCGCGACCUUGUACAAUAUGGGCGCCCGUCGGACUUUGGUCACCGGUACCGGGCCGCUGGGCUGCGUGCCGGCCGAGCUCGCGCUACGGAGCAGGACCGGCGACUGCGACCCGGAGCUCAUGAGAGCCGCAGAGCUCUUCAACCCUCAACUGGUCCAGAUCAUCCAGGAGCUCAACGCCGAGGCAGGCUCCGAUGUGUUCAUUGCUGCCAACGCUUUCAGCUCCCAUAUGGACUUUGUCACCAAUCCACAAGCCUACGGUUUCGUGACGUCGAAGAUCGCUUGUUGCGGCCAAGGCCCGUACAACGGGCUCGGACUCUGCACCAUCGCAUCGAACCUGUGCCCGAACCGCGACCUGUACGCGUUCUGGGACGCGUUCCAUCCGUCGGAGAAAGCGAACCGGAUCAUAGUGAGCAGGCUCAUGAGCGGAUCCGUUGAGUACAUGAACCCCAUGAACCUCAGCACCAUUUUGGCUAUGGAUGCUAGAACGUGAAAGUUUGAAUUGGUUUGUGUUUUAAGAUAAGAUUCUUUGGCAAUAGUUGGAGGGAGUGAAGGAGGUCUAGGGUCUAUUGUUUAAUUUGUUUUUUGGACCGGCCGGAAAUUAAUUAUCUUGGGGCUUUUGAUGUUAUGUAUUUGUCUGUGUUGUAGACGUGGAAGGAGUACCUGGUAAUAACAUCACGAUAUAUGCAUGAUUGCACAAUUUACUA